AUGUCUGGUAACAAGGCCGCGCUGAAGGCCGCAAAAGUCGCCUUGGAUGCUGAGAACUACGAUGAUGCUGUCACUCAAUGUCAAAUCGUGCUUGCAUCAGAUUCUCAAAAUUACUUUGCCAAGCUUUUCUUGGGUCGCGCAUUUCAAAAACAGAACAAGUUAGACGAUGCGGCGAAAACAUACAAUUCAGCCGCGGAGAUCAAACCGGACGAUGCACAAGCAUGGCUAGGUCUUUGCAAUUUGUAUGAAAGUCAAGGCGGUCUCAAGCUCGAUCAAUACCGUGAGGCUGCUCUCAAGGUUGCCGAAAUCCAAGCUGCGGCGGAGGAUGCUCACAAAUGUCAAACCACCAUCAACAAGCUUGUCGACUUCACCAGGGAACACGGAACAAACGCUCAGUACAAACGCGCUCUGGAAGCUCAAUUACCAGGAAGUCCCAUCUACGAUUUUCUGGAGGGACGUCUGCCGAGUCCUUCGCAUACAUAUACUCGUCUCAUCGAAAUCACAGAGGAAGAGGAGAAACAGCGUAUUAACAAGGAAAUCGGCGAGCGGAGAACUAGAUUGGGAGCUCGCAUCAACCAGGUGACUACUGAUGUUCGCCGGGAAGUCUUUACAAAGAGCAACCUCGAGGAGCUGUACCAAAAGCUGAUUGACUGGACCAACGAUGACGAGGUUCGCCGCGAGUAUGAACAGAAGCUUCUGCAGAGAGCUUAUGACACAUUGAUUGUCCUGACUGGUGAUGCCAAGGCUGCAAAGCGCGAGCAGGUCAUGGGCAUUGUGCAUGGCAUGGUCAUCAUCAAACACCCUUUCCUUCUGGCCUGGAGUGUCGAACUGGACUGGAAAGAUGUUGCAAAUGUCUCCGAUUUGGAUGUCGGUGUUCUGCGAGAGUACCUCGAAUUCUUCCCUGAAACCAGUUUGGGCAAAGUGCUCAAGGCUUACCUCGAUUGUGAAAUAUCACCAUUCCCCGCGCCACCAAAGGACCCGGAACAGAAGGAUGAGGACGUAGAGGCACCACUCAACCAGGAGGAUAGAAUCCUCUUGAUGAGCGAAGGUCUUGAAGAUGGCAGCAAAUCUGUUCUGGCACAUCGUCUGGUUGCAGAGUACUACCUUCACCUAGAGGAGUACGAGAGCGCGGUGGAAGUCGCCAGGAAUGGUCUCAAAAUGCUCGAGUCAGAGGUUAGGAAGUCUGGUCUCGUUUUGCAGGACAACAAGGAUGCCUUCAACAGCACGCUCGCCACCGCAUUAGUAUACCACCAAUCGCCCAAAAACCACCCUGAGGCCAGAGAAUUGUUCAAUGACAUUCUCGCAAGAAAGCCUAAGCAUACUGCAACGCUCAUUGGCUUAGGUCUAAUCCUCGAGGAGCAAGAAGAGUUCGAUGAGGCAGUCAAGUUUUUGUCACAAGCACUGGAACAAGAUCCCAGCAACAUUCGCAUCGAAAUCGAGUCAGCAUGGUGCGAUGCCCUGCGCGGAAACUACGGCCCUGCUUUGGAGACUAUGGAGAAGUGUUUGCCCAAUUUGAAGCUGGAUGACCCCAAAGCACGAGAGCUCAGAGCACAGACUUUGUACAGAACUGGUAUCUGUAUAUGGAACCUUGACACAUCUAAGGCUGCCAGGAAAGACCGCAAUGGGGCUUACGCCAGAUUCCUGUCUGCGAUCAAGACCAACGUCAAUCUUGCACCCGCAUACACUUCUCUUGGUUACUACUACGCCGACUAUGCCAAAGACAAGAAGAGAGCACGCCAAUGUUUUCAGAAAGCCUUUGAAUUAUCAGGUUCGGAAGUUGAGGCUGCUGAGAGACUGGCAAGAUCAUUCGCUGACCAAGGCGAGUGGGACAUCGUUGAGAUUGUCGCACAAAGAGUCGUUGACUCAGGCAAGGUCAGACCUCCACCUGGCUCGAAGAAGAAGGGUAUCAGUUGGCCCUUCUCAGCACUGGGUGUCGUGCAGAUGACAAAGCAAGAGUACUCCAAGGCGAUAGUCUCGUUCUUGUCAGCACUCAGAAUCAGUCCCAAUGACUACCAUUCUUACGUCGGCCUGGGAGAAAGUUACCACAACUCUGGCCGUUACAACUCGGCAAGCCGGACAUUCAUCUAUGCUGAAGAGCCGCAUGAUGGCAUUUCUAUGAAUGUCACUGGUCAAAGCUGGUUCACGCGAUACAUGCUUGCCAAUGUCAACAGAGAGCUCGGCGAACAUGAUGAGGCUAUCGCUGGCCUUCAAGAAGUUCUCACUGGUAGAGCUGAAGAGUUUGGUGUCCUGAUUGCACUCUUGCAGACAUACAACGAGAAAGCAUGGAGGUGUGUAGAGACUGGCUUCUAUGGUCAAGCUGCUCACAGUGCAGUUCAAGCAAUUGAGCUUGCUCAAAAAAUUGCUGAGCUAAGACCUCAGGCUUUCAACCUGUGGAAGGCAGUUGGUGAUGCUUGCUCAACCUUCUACUGGGUCCAGGAUAGACUCGACAUGUUCCCUAGCGAUUUGACCAAGCAAAUGCUACAGAAGGACUUCGAAGUCAAGGAAUUUGGUAUCUUGUCAGAAAUUGACGGAGUCGAUUCAAAGGUCCUCGAGGGCUCCACAGAAGGCGACAAAGCUGUUGUCUGUCCAGAGUACCUUGCCCUGUCUCUACUUGCGUACAAGCGCGCCAUCUUCAGCUGUGCAAACGAUGUACACGCUCAAGCUGUAGCUUGGUACAAUCUUGGUUGGGCCGAGCACAAGGCAUUCAGCUGCAGCGAUGCCAAGGCUGGCAAGAAGUUCCUUCGUGCAGCUGUCAGAUGCUUCAAGCGUGCCAUUGAGCUCGAAGCAGGAAACUCAGAAUUCUGGAACUCGCUUGGUGUCAUUACAACCAGACUGAACCCUAAGGUAUCGCAGCACUCGUUUGUUAGAUCAUUGCACUUGAACGAGCGUAGUGCGAAGACGUGGUGCAACCUCGGAGUCCUCUAUCUCAUCAACAACGAUUAUGAGCUCGCUCACCAAGCCUUUGGCCGUGCUCAGUCAACAGAUCCUGACUAUGCACAUGCAUGGCUUGGCGAAGGCUUGAUUGCGCUUAUGAUGGGCGACAAGAAGGAAGCGCUGUCACACUUCACUCACGCAUUUGAGAUUUCAGAUUCUGCUUCACUGAUCUCAAAGCGUCAAUAUGCUGUGUCGGUCUUCGACAACCUACUCACAACUCCAUCAGCUUCGAACGAGAUCACUGCGUUGAUCCAGCCGUUGUUUGCUCUGGAGCAACUGCACCGACAGGUACCGUCAGACCAGGCAUUCAAUCACCUUGCCUCCUUGUUCUCUGAACGCGUGGGUGAUCAUACAUCUGCUAUCGAGAUGCUCACAAAUCUUUGUACAUCGGCCGAAUCCGAUUAUGAAGCCACGGUGUCGCUUACCUCUCUCGGACGGUUUGCUCUGGCAAAGGCAGAUCUCGCCAGAAACCAACUUGCUUCCAAAGACUUUGAGUCCGCGGCAGAAAAUGCAGGUACUGCUCUGGAUCUCUCGACUGAAGCUGAUGCAAGUGGCUUGGAGCCAGACAGUAGACGCAAGGUCCGCUUAUCUGCUCAUUUGACUGCAGGUCUUGCCGCCUUCUAUCUGCAGAACAUGGAUGACGCCAUUGCCGCGUUCCGAUCAGCACUUGAAGAGAGCAAUACUGAUCCCGAUGUUGUAUGCUUGCUCGUUCAAGUCCUAUGGGCCAAGGGUGGCGAGGAAGAAAAGUCGGUCGCUCGCGAUCAAUUGUUUGACUGUAUUGAGAAGCACGAGUCGCAUGUUCCAUCGAUCGUACUUCUCGGUGCCAUCGCAGCAUUGGACAACGACACAGAUGCCCUUGAUGCUGUGCGCGAUGACCUUGCAUCGUUACGCACAAACGACAGCAUCUCGAUCUACGACCGCGAGCAUGUCGAACAAGUUCUCGGUGCUAUCGCAGGGCUUUCCUCUGACGCAUCAGACAUGGAUGCGCUGGUCGAGACACAGCGCGCCAUCAUGCUUGCCCCGCAUCAAAGCCAUGGAUGGACACAGUUGGCGGAAUCCACGGAAGAGUCAUAUCCGGCUCAAAUGGCUCUGUUGACGUCGCAGAGAGCUGUGCCACCUUACGGAGAUCUCGGAGCACAGGAAUUGGCAAAGGCGUUUGCAGGUACCGGGGUGGUUCGUGAUGCACAACGAGCGAUCGUGCUAGCACCUUGGGAGAGAAGUGGCUGGGAGACGUUUGCAGAGGCAGUGACGUUUGCCUGA
Messenger RNA from Aureobasidium melanogenum CBS 110374, 4194 nucleotides. RefSeq names its product TPR-like protein. The record is from RefSeq and is a predicted model, not a curated record. Gene Ontology annotation, cellular component: Ski complex. Gene Ontology annotation, molecular function: protein binding. The transcript has 2 exons. NCBI's taxonomy places the organism in Eukaryota, Fungi, Ascomycota, Dothideomycetes, Dothideales, Saccotheciaceae. The coding region runs from base 1 to 4194 and encodes 1397 amino acids.